This is a messenger RNA of Salvelinus namaycush (lake trout), 2119 nucleotides long. RefSeq names its product zinc finger protein 436-like. NCBI's taxonomy places the organism in Eukaryota, Metazoa, Chordata, Actinopteri, Salmoniformes, Salmonidae. Gene Ontology annotation, biological process: regulation of transcription by RNA polymerase II. The record is from RefSeq and is a predicted model, not a curated record. Gene Ontology annotation, molecular function: RNA polymerase II cis-regulatory region sequence-specific DNA binding; DNA-binding transcription factor activity. The transcript is spliced from 4 exons. Bases 231 to 2039 code for a protein of 602 amino acids.
UCUAUCUGUGGUGGAACGUUGUGGACAUCGACCAGAAAGUGCAGCUUUUUAUGGCGUCAAUAAAGGACUGCGAAGCUGUGUGCCAUUUUAUCAUUGAGAAUUUACAAGAUACAAACUAAUUGGCAUUUGCUGUGUUCUCAUUUACAAAGACUAGGCUACUAGCAGCUCAAAACAGUAGCUAGCUAGUUGGCUGCAACAAAUUCAAAUGAAGAAGCACUCCAGUCAACAAGAUGAAGAGCAAACCUGGGAAAAAGCAACACAACAAAACCAAGAGGACUAAACACCAUCGAGACCCCAUCAAAACAGAGUGUGGAACACAGUCAGAUGAUGUUUAUUGCAAUAGAGAAGAACCAGACAUUAGCCAAUCACCCUACAUUACUAAAGGGGUUUGUAUCAGCUCCAUCCAAAUCAAAGAGGAACCAACAGACUUUGAACAGCAGGGAAUGGGAGAGGAACAAAACCGUUCUGUUCCUUCCUUCCAGAAGAAGCACAUCAAACAUCAAAAUACAUCCAAUCCAAUGACCGGAUGUAGCAAGAUAUCAUGGAGUCCUGUGGUGACGCUAACAAGAUUGUCUAAUGUAGUGGUUAAGACACUUCUGCGAGACACUAAAGUGUGUUUGGUGAAGGAGGAAAACUCAGACGAGACAGAUGGAGUCUCUUCUCCUCAAUUUUUUUCUUGUCCACACUGCACCAUCUCCUUCACUGACUGUUACUUCCUGGAGAACCACAUGAAGACCAAACACCAGAAGCAGUACCUGGCUUUGUUCAAAAGCCAUGUCUCAACAAGUAAAACCGUGUAUGCCCCCACACACAGCUGUCCCCACUGUAGCUGCAUGUUCCAUACCCCACGACAGCUACACGUCCACAUCCGUCAGGCCCACCCCUCUCCCUCUCUAAGGAAACUCCACCCCUGCCCCUAUUGUGACCGCAGCUUCCAGUACAUAGCCAGACUGCAUACUCACUGCAAGGUUUGGCACAAAAUGGCUGUUACUUUCAUCGAUGGAUACCUCAGUUGCGCUGACUGUGGAAAGAGCUUCAAGAAUUGCUGGGGACUGGGACCUCACCAGUGUUACAAGCCUGAGGACACUAAGCCUGAGGAUGGCCCUGUCUGUGUGAACAUCGGCAUGCCAUGCUCAGAGUGUGGCAAAAGCUGCUCUAGUCCUCAGAAUCUGCGCAUUCACAUGCGCACACACACCGGCGAGAAGCCCUACGUCUGCAAGGAGUGUGGCAAGAGCUUCUCAGAAGCCAGCAGUCAUUGCAAACACAUGAUGAUACACUCAGGGGUCAAGCCAUUCAAAUGCCAAGACUGCGGAAAGGAUUUUGCCCGGAUGUGGCACCUCCGAGUUCACAUGACCGUUCACUCUGGCGAGAAGCCUUUAUCCUGCCCCAAAUGUGACAGGCGGUUUGCAUACAGUUAUUCUUUGAAGCUUCACCUGCGCACACACUCAGGGGAGAGACCUUUCAAAUGUACUGUGUGUGGUAAAGACUUUGCGGACAAAGGUUAUCUGAAGACGCAUCUGAAGAUCCACAGCAAUGAAAGAAACUACCAUUGUGGGGUUUGUGGGCUGAAGUUCAUAAACAGUGCUGCGUUGAAAACCCACCAGCGCACACACACUGGGGAGAGGCCUUUCCAUUGCACAGUGUGUGACAAGACAUUUUUCCGACACGCACACCUGAAGAACCACCAGCGCACUCACACAGGUGAGAGACCAUACGUCUGUUCUGAGUGCAGCAAGAGCUUUGCUCAAUCUGGAGAUCUCACAAAACACAUACGCACCCACACUGGAGAGAAGCCGUAUGAAUGUUCUGUCUGCCACGGCUGCUAUACCUCUUCAGGGGAUCUGGGCAAACACAUGAGGAUCCACAAUAACUCACGGCCAUAUCACUGCCAGGAGUGUGACAAAAGCUUCCGCAUGGUCGGUCACCUUAAAACUCACAUGAGGACCCACACUGGGGAGAGACCGUACUCCUGCCACCGCUGCCAUCGUACUUUUGCUCGCGCCCACCACCUCUCUGGUCACCUGCCUAGAUGUUGCUGAAUGAUUCGAUUAUUUAAAUACAGUCAACUCUUUUACUCUUGUUGUAGUUAUUUAAUAAAGGAACAGUGAUGUACAGAAGA